CACGUUAUGGCUCACUAUCUAUCCUUCAGUUAGAUGAUGGUGAAUUUACUAGAUAUAAUCAGACCACCUCAUUUGAAGGACAUCAGCUAUUAGUUGUUGAUAAAGCAGAGUACCUAGGCAUGAAUACAUUGGAAAUUUUUGCUGAUUAUAAGAAUGGCUGUAUGGACGACAUUAGGUUGGAUGGAAGGGUGCUCCCACUGCCUCCAUCAGUGAAUGUCGCACAGUGGGGACAAGCAACUGCAGCUCUGAAUGUGGAACAUGGCUGUGGCUACUCUGACUGCAGUACUGGUUUUUGCCAAGAACCACUAAUAUACGCCAGUGAGAUACUGAACAAAUAUCAUUGCAUAUAAGUCUCUUUCAUAUUUUGUUUCCAGUAAUAAAAAAUAAUUCUCUUCUGGUAUGAAUAUGAUUUUUUGAAUGUGGAACAUGGCUGUGGCUACUCUGACUGCAGUACUGGUUUUUGCCAAGAACCACUAAUAUACGCCAGUGAGAUACUGAACAAAUAUCAUUGCAUGUGUGGUAGUGAAAGUACUACUUUGAAACCAGGAGCUGACGUUUGUAAUAAUCCCGAAAGUGCAAAAUGUCUCUAUCAACACUCAAAACUUAGUUACAAGUGUGUUUGCCCUGAUGAUGCAGAAGGCAAAAGGCAUGGAUUUCUACAAGAAAGGCACACAUUUUCUCUUGGUAUAUGGAUUCUGAUUGUGUCGCUAUCAGCAGCUAUCUUUGUGCUUGGUGCAAUGUUCAGUGGAUACAAAUAUCAAUGCAGUACCCAUGAAACAACUGAAGUAAAGAAUGAUGUUCAAGAAAAUGUGAUAUUUCACGCUGAUGAAGGAGGAGGGAAAGACGACACAGUCUCCUGUAGCAUGAAAGAGUUGAAAAUAUAUGUUGACAAGAUUGGGCCUACAGAAUCAGUGGAAAUGCACAAAUUUUCAGAGAUUCAACAGAAUUCUGAAGAAAUAUUAAAAAAUAUAAUAGAAAAACACAAAAGAGAAAUUGAUAUGAAAUUAAUCUCUGACAAUUUGGACCACACAUGUUGCUAUGACUUUGAAGGCAUUGCAGAAGCUUCUAGUUCUUUAUCCUCUUUGACCACAGAGUAUGAUGGCACAGAAAAGGAUUGCAAGGACUUCACAAAAAUUGCACAAGAUGUUACCAGAGUAUAAUACAAACACCUUGGCAGGACCAAUAAGUCUUGCACUCAAUGUGACACAUCUUACAGGGUUGAGUAAGAAACCCGCAGUGGUAGUAGACCAACUUCUCAAAAGUGACACUAAGGAUAGAAGUGUUCUAUCAUUCACAGACAAUUUCUUUGUAUAUAUACUCUCUGCUUGCUGCAGUGUUGUGAUAUUAUUUGAAAAAAAUCAAGACUUAACAUAUUUUUAUAAAUAACAAAUGUGAGCAUAUACAUAUACAUAUAUUUUUUAUCACUGACUUGUUGAUAUAACAUGUGU
Schistocerca serialis cubense is the source of this 1448-nucleotide messenger RNA. RefSeq names its product neural-cadherin-like. NCBI's taxonomy places the organism in Eukaryota, Metazoa, Arthropoda, Insecta, Orthoptera, Acrididae. The transcript is spliced from 6 exons. The record is from RefSeq and is a predicted model, not a curated record. The coding region runs from base 513 to 1160 and encodes 215 amino acids.